Pelobates fuscus (common spadefoot toad) is the source of this 3284-nucleotide messenger RNA. It is a transcript of the gene PLOD3, whose product is annotated as procollagen-lysine,2-oxoglutarate 5-dioxygenase 3. Gene Ontology annotation, cellular component: endoplasmic reticulum. NCBI's taxonomy places the organism in Eukaryota, Metazoa, Chordata, Amphibia, Anura, Pelobatidae. Gene Ontology annotation, molecular function: iron ion binding; L-ascorbic acid binding; procollagen glucosyltransferase activity. Gene Ontology annotation, biological process: peptidyl-lysine hydroxylation. The transcript is spliced from 19 exons. The record is from RefSeq and is a predicted model, not a curated record. The coding region runs from base 81 to 2291 and encodes 736 amino acids.
GCUCCGUGGGCGGGGCCUGGAUCCCCGGUCUGUCCUGGAGGUGCUGCCGGGACACAGAGUCAGAGACUCGGACUGAGAGGAUGGCAGGUCCCGCUGGCAGCGCUCUGCGAGUCCUAAUACUCGGAUUACUCGGACUGACCGCGGCCGGAGAGACCGGGAAUAAGGAGUCCGUGCGGCCGGAAAAGCUCCUGGUUCUCACUGUAGCUACUGACCGUACAGAGGGAUACGACCGGUUCCUGCGAACAGCAAAGCACUUUAACUACACAAUACAUACUCUAGGUUUGGGGCAGGAGUGGAAGGGAGGUGACGUUGCUCGUACAGUGGGAGGAGGCCAGAAGGUGCGAUGGUUGAAGGAAGAGUUGGAGAAAUACCAUGAGCAAGAGGACCUUGUUGUCAUGUUUGUAGACAGUUAUGAUGUGAUUUUAGCUGGGAGUCCCAUUGAGCUUCUCUGGAAGUUCCAGCAAUUUGAUCACAAGGUGGUGUUCUCUGCGGAGGGUUUCUGCUGGCCAGACUGGUCCCUUGCUGAGAAGUAUCCAACCGUCGGCAAUGGAAAACGAUUUCUCAACUCUGGAGGGUUUAUCGGCUAUGCACCCCAGCUCUAUCGUAUCGUGCAGCUCUGGAAAUACAAAGAUGAUGACGACGAUCAGCUAUUUUACACCAAGGUUUACCUGGACUCAACUCUCAAGGAAAAAUUCAGUAUUACUCUGGAUCACAAGUCCAAAAUCUUCCAAAAUCUUAAUGGAGCCAUUGAUGAAGUUGUCCUAAAAUUUGAGAGCAAUAAAGUUCGUGCUCGGAAUGUAGCAUUUGACACAAUGCCAGUAGUGAUACAUGGAAACGGACCUACAAAGUUGCAGUUGAAUUAUUUAGCAAACUAUGUGCCAAAUGCCUGGACCAAUGAGGGUGGGUGUGAGAUUUGUGAUGAUAACCUGCUGGACCUGUCUGAUCUGGAGGACGAUGCUUUGCCUCGUAUUCUUCUUGGAAUUUUCAUUGAGCAGCCAACACCAUUCCUCCCUCAAUUUCUGGAGAGAUUGGCCACGUUGGACUACCCACGAAAUCGCCUCUUACUCUACAUUCAUAACAGUGAAGUUUAUCACGAAAAGCACAUCCAGGCUUUCUGGGACAAGCACAAGGAGGAGUUUUCCAGCAUCAAAAUCGUGGGACCCGAGGAAGCUUUGAGUCAGGGCGAGGCAAGAGAUAUGGGGAUGGACCUCUGCCGUCAGGAUGACACCUGUGGCUACUAUUUCAGUCUGGAUGCAGAUGUUGUAAUCACAAAUCCUGAGACUCUGUAUAUUCUGAUCCAGGAGAACAAGAAGGUUAUUGCCCCAAUGGUGUCCCGUGCCGGAAAACUAUGGUCCAACUUCUGGGGAGCACUCAGUCCGGAGGGAUACUACGCUCGAUCUGAGGACUAUGUAGAUAUAGUGCAAGGAAAAAGAGUGGGUGUGUGGAAUGUGCCAUAUAUUGCUCAUGUGUAUCUAAUAAGAGGAGAGACUCUGCGCCGUGAACUUUUGCACAAAAACAUCUUCACCUCCUCCCAGACAGACCCCGAUAUGGCAUUUUGUAAGAGUGUACGAGAUCAAGGUGUGUUCCUCCACAUCAGUAACCGAGAUGAAUUUGGACGUCUGAUCUCCACAUCCAGAUACAAUACAUCCCAUCUACACAAUGACCUGUGGCAGAUCUUCGAGAACCCAGUGGAUUGGAAGGAGAAAUAUAUUCAUGAGGAUUACUCCAAGGUAUUUGAGGAGGAUUACUACGAACAGCCCUGCCCUGAUGUUUACUGGUUCCCCAUUUUUAAUGAUGUAAUGUGCGAUGAAUUUGUGGAAGAGAUGGAGAAUUUUGGGCAGUGGUCGGGUGGCAGGAACGAGGAUCAACGUCUAGCGGGGGGCUAUGAGAAUGUUCCCACGGUGGAUAUUCACAUGACACAAAUUGGUUACCAGGAUGAAUGGCUGAAGUUCUUAUUGGAAUAUAUUGCUCCGGUUACUGAAAAACUCUUCCCGGGAUAUUACACCAAGGCCAAAGCCCUCCUAAACUUCAUAGUGCGUUACAGACCGGAUGAGCAGCCCUCUCUUCGUCCCCAUCACGACUCCUCCACAUUUACAAUCAACAUCGCCCUCAACAGCAAAGGGGUGGACUUCGAGGGAGGUGGCUGCCACUUCAUCCGAUACAAAUGCAGAGCGGAAGCUCCCCGCAAAGGCUGGACCUUUAUUCACCCGGGCCGCCUCACCCAUUACCACGAGGGUCUCCCUACCACUAGUGGAACCCGCUAUAUCAUGGUCUCGUUUGUAGAUCCUUGAUCCUGUGGAACUCUUCAUUAUCCCUCCUCCCCAAACUGGUCGGACACUGCAAGGUGGAGAAUGCACGCCUAUCCCAGCUCAUCCGUUAGAUUCUGGAGUCAGGAACAUUUCCACUGAGGGCCAACAUAACAUGUUAAUCGCAACAUGGCAUGGACACGCCUGGGGCAUUAAUUACUGUGGUACAUCAAUGUAAUAUGACAACUAGAAGUCACCCUAGGACUGGUUACUUACCUCCAUCUAUCCCGCGUUUACACACUGCUCAAAUUGAAGUGUUGAUUGAAUACUGCCUCUCUCCUUUCACAACACUAUCCUAAAAGCAGAUCUCUCUAUAGUCUUGUUAAUAGAGAAUGUAUUAGAAGGUAUUGGUCUUUCAGUGGUAAAAGAUUAGUCCCCGAUGCGAGCCUGUGCCAUAUUCUGGAAACAAUCUGAAUAGAAUGGACAACGCGUUUCGCUGUGGGGUUUUUAUUGCCUGCUCUUACUCUUCCUUAUUAAUGCAAUUUAAAUUGUAAAACCUUUUGUACCAAAAAUUUAUAAUCAUGCCAUUGCCUCAAUCACUUUGAACCCAAAUUGCCUUAAAUUUACCAAAAGCUUUCAAUUUUGCACAAAAUGAACUGUUAAGUAAUUUGCACAAGAGCAAGUGUUAGUAUAUUUUUGUAGCACAUACCAGAAUUCAGCAUAUUUGCUUCAUGGACUGGAUCAUGGUAAGAAACUAUUAUACGGCAUUAGCAGUAUGUGAGAGCUUAGUAUGUUGAAUAUCCGAGCAAGAAGCGCUCUUGGCUGACAGGAGGGUCAUUUCAAAUUCAUUUGGAGGAGAGGGGGAGAAAUUUGUGAUAUUUUUUUUUUGCCAGACUAAAUGAUUUCUUAAGCAGAUUUGCAGCCUUUUGUACAAAGUGCUUUAAAUUAUUUGCUGCGCUAUUUCACCUAUUUUAUUUUUUUUAGUAGAAUCCUGUAAACCUCUUCACAUUGUUUCAAUAAAGUAUUUCUCUAUUCUAA